UUCAAACCUUCUCACACUUCCGCUUACCCAAUAUAAAGACACACUUACAUCUUUCUGCUUCAAGAGCUCCAAAAGCAUCGUCCUUUUUCCCUGAGUCGGAUUCUCAGAUUACUCAGGGUGUGUUCAUAAGAAUAUCCAGAAGGUUCUUGGAUGAAGAUGGUUCUGAGCAGCCGAACUGUCUGUGUUCUUAUCGUUAAUUUCUGGUUCCUACUUAGUUGUAGCGUCAUGACCUACGGGACUGUGACUGAUAUCUUCUGCUUGAAAAGUAUAAAAGAUUCACUUGAAGACCCGUAUGGUUAUCUGAAGUCUUCCUGGGAUUUCAACAACAUCACAGAAGGAUUUAUCUGCAGAUUCACUGGUGUCGAAUGUUGGAACUCUCGUGAGAAUAGAGUCAUAAAUCUGAAGCUGUCAAACAUGGGGCUCAAGGGCCAGUUUCCACAUGGCAUUCAAAACUACUCCGGCUUAUCAGGAUUGGAUCUGUCAAUGAACAAACUUUCGGGGAAAAUUCCUGCAGAUAUUGAUGUUCUUCUUCCAUAUGGGGUAACUCUUGAUAUAUCUUCCAAUAACUUUUCCGGGAAAAUCCCCAAGAGUGUUGCAAAUUGCAGCUAUCUCAAUUCCCUUAGACUUGAUCGGAAUCGAUUCAGUGGGCAAAUUCCUGGAGAAUUGAGCAAGCUCGGAAGGCUGAAGACAUUUACUGUGACGAACAAUCUUUUAAUAGGUCCAGUACCGAAGCUUCCACAAGUGCCAGCUGAGAGCUAUGCAAAUAAUUCUGGUCUCUGUGGCAGUCCCUUACCACCUUGCCAGCGAAAUUGAUGGCCUUGACGAAUAGGUUUGAAUUCUUAUAUUGCUCGUAGUAAUGAUAAUCCUUUUUGCAAGUCUUGUAAUAAUUACCGUGUGCCUGAUUGCCUUGGAGUUAGCACUAUUAUUUCCCUACCAACAUUUUCAAUCAUUAAUUAAAUGAUGAUGAUAAUGAUAUGGCCUAGUUGGUUUUUUGCAUCUCAUGCUGUUUUCUCUUGUUUUCGGUUUUUUCAAGAUGAUUGAUAUUCUUUUACACUUUGAGUUUGAUGAGCCCAAAAAUAUAAUGUAAAUUAAUGAUAGGUUGGUAUUUUGCGUGGAGAAGUUACACUUGGUCAAAA
This is a messenger RNA of Prosopis cineraria, 1136 nucleotides long. RefSeq names its product probably inactive leucine-rich repeat receptor-like protein kinase At5g48380. Gene Ontology annotation, molecular function: protein binding. NCBI's taxonomy places the organism in Eukaryota, Viridiplantae, Streptophyta, Magnoliopsida, Fabales, Fabaceae. The transcript is spliced from 2 exons. Bases 151 to 813 code for a protein of 220 amino acids. The record is from RefSeq and is a predicted model, not a curated record.